AUGGUUGAAGCGGAUCGCCCGGGCAAGCUCUUCAUUGGCGGGCUCAGCCUCGACACCGACGAGAAAGCCCUCGAUGCCGAGUUCGGCAAAUAUGGCCCCAUCACUGAGGUGCUCCUGAUGAAAGAUCGAGAAACCAGCAAGUCCAGAGGUUUCGCGUUCAUCACCUUCGAAAACCCCGCCGACGCCAAGGCCGCCGUCCGAGACAUGAACGGCAAGUCCCUGGAUGGUAAGGCCAUCAAGGUGGCCCAGGCCACCAAGCCGGUGUUUGAGAGCGGCCGGCGGGGCCCGCUGCCGCAGUCCCGCAACCGCGGUCGCCUGAGGGGCCUGCGCGGGAACCGCGGGGGCGGCCGCGGCCCGCGGCGAUCCCCUUCCCGGGGUGGGACCGCCGAUGGCGGCUAUGCGGGUUAUUUCGAGCCGCGGCCUUCCAGGGCCGGCCCGCCCCCCAAGAGGGCCGCGUCGUCAGUGCCGCCUCGCAGCGGCGGCGGCGGAAUGCGCGGGCGGGAUGGCUAUUCGGGCCCGCCGCGCCGGGAGCCGCCACCCCCGCGCCGGGACCCCUACGUGGGCCCCUGGGAGGAGGGCUACUCGCCCCGGGAUGGCUACUCGAGCCGAGACUACCCGAGCGCCCGCGACCCUCGGGAUUUCGCUCCGUCGUCCCGAGAGUACACCUACCGCGACUACGGCCACGCCAGUGCCCGUGACGACUGCCCGUCGAGAGGCUACGGUGACCGCGACGGCUACGGGGGUCGCGACCGUGACUACGCGGAUCAUCUGAGCGGGGGCUCCUACCGAGAUCUCUUCGAGGGGUACGGCGACCCGCGCAGCGUCGCCUCCACGCGGGGGCCGCAGCCAUCUUACGGCAGCGGAGGCCGCUACGACGAUUACCGGGGCUGCUCGCCCGACGCCUACGGUGGCGGCCGCGACAUUUACAGCAGCGGCAGGAGCGAUCGCUACUCGAGGGGCCGUGACCAGGUCGACAGAGCCAGUCGCGGGGCACCCCUGUCCAUGGAAAGGGAGUGCCCCCCGCCCCGCGAAUCGUACAGCCGGUCGGGCCGCAGGGUUCCCAGAAGCGGAGGCCGCCCAGGAAGCCCCUCGGAGAGAGGGGGAGGCCGCAGCAGAUACUAA
Molecule: messenger RNA, 1122 nt
Organism: Hipposideros armiger (great roundleaf bat)
Lineage: Eukaryota; Metazoa; Chordata; Mammalia; Chiroptera; Hipposideridae
Gene: RBMXL2
Product: RBMX like 2
Exons: 1
Coding region: 1-1122 (373 amino acids)
Molecular function (GO): RNA binding
Source: RefSeq, a predicted model, not a curated record